Messenger RNA from Nannospalax galili (Upper Galilee mountains blind mole rat), 3499 nucleotides. RefSeq names its product zinc finger protein 274 (gene Znf274). Lineage: Eukaryota; Metazoa; Chordata; Mammalia; Rodentia; Spalacidae. Gene Ontology annotation, biological process: negative regulation of transcription by RNA polymerase II. The transcript is spliced from 9 exons. Bases 219 to 3152 code for a protein of 977 amino acids. Gene Ontology annotation, molecular function: DNA-binding transcription repressor activity, RNA polymerase II-specific. The record is from RefSeq and is a predicted model, not a curated record.
GUGGCCGGGCGGGCGGUCGCCAUUGUGUAGAGCGUUACGGGUGUGUGCUGUGCGAAAGCCCGUCGAGGGGACUGGCUGCGCACAACCUCUGCUACUUUCCAACUUCAGGAGCUCAGAGCCGUCCUUGGGCGGAGCUGUGCGGAGCUGUGCGGUUGUGGCCCGGAUUCCGAGUUUUCCCAGGACUCUGCCCACUUCUGCGAGAGAACGUUGAGGAAAGUAUGGCCUCCACGCCCACGACAGCCUGGCCCCGUGAACCUGUGACGUUUGAAGAUGUAGCACUGACUUUUACAGAGGAAGAGUGGGCACAGCUGGACCUCCAACAGAAGUGCCUCUACAGGGAAAUGAUGCUGGAGAACUACAGAACCAUGGUUUCAGUAGAACAUCAUCUUUCCAAGCCAGAAGUGAUAUCUCAGUUAGAAGAGGUGGAAGACUUCUGGCCGAUGGAGAGAGAGAUUCAAGACACCUUUCCAGAAUGUUCCAGAGUUGCUCUGAAACCUGAAAUAAAUCCCUUUCCUGCUGAGACUCCCCUGACGAAGAUCAAAGUGGUUGAAGUCCUUACACUGAACCAGGAUGUGGCUGGUCCUCGGAAUGCCCUGAUUCAAGCCUUCUAUGAUGAAAAUGGAAAAGAAAACCUGGGCCCAGGCAAUCUCACGGGGCCAGCUCAACAGCUGAGCAAGCAUGUGGCUGACUCUGAAGCCGCUCACCGGAAGUUCCGACGUUUCCAGUAUGAAGAGUCAACUGGUCCCCGAGAAGCUGUGGCCCAACUUCGUGAGCUGUGUUACCAGUGGCUGCAGCCCAGUGUACAUUCAAAGGAGCAGAUCAUGGAGUUGCUGGUGCUUGAGCAGUUCCUAAAUGCACUGCCUGAGAAAUUCCAGUUGUGGGUGGAGUCACAGCACCCAGAAGAUUGCCAGGCUGCAGUGGCCCUGGUGGAGGAUAUGACCUCAGUAUCCAAGGAAGACGCACUGCCUCCCUACUCCUCUGAAGCCACUAAUCAACUGAAGGAAGAAAACGAAGACAUGGCCAUCUUGCCAGAGAUUAUACUCCCUGAGGAGCCAGUGACCUUCCAGGACGUGGCUGUGGACUUCAGUCAGGAGGAGUGGAGGCUGCUAGGCCCGGUGCAGAGGACGGAGUACCAUGAUGUGAUGCUGGAGACCCUGGGCAACCUAGUCUCUGUUGGGUGGGAGCCUACAUUGGGAAACAAAGAGGUAACUCCAGAUUCCGCCAUUCCUGUGGUAAAACCAGUUUGUGACCCAAAAAUGAAAGAAUUCUCAAGGAAUAGCACUCAGUCCACUGCCUCUGAAAGUAUCUUGCAAGGUGGGGAAAAAGAAAUCCAAACCACAGAAUUAAAACAAGUGGGGCUUGCACAGGGAAAAGACCAUCCUCAGAAGCAGCUCUCUGAAACCCCUAAGAAUGAGGAAAAAACGACUCUUCACAUAAGCCCAGACUCACUCAAGGACGUUCCUCCUAAAAAGCACUUGCACAAACCUGAUUCACAGAUUAAAAUCAUGGCUGAUGGUUUACAUGCAAAAGUUAGCCAGAAGGGUUCUAAAGGGCGAAAAGCCAAGGAAAAUAGCAUUUCAGUGAUACAUAGUUCACCCAUACAAAAUGACCAGAAGGGCUCCAAAGGGGCAAAGGUUUGGGAAAGUAACAGCUCCUUGACACAUGGUUCACCUGUAAAAAUUCACCAGAAGGGCUCUGAGGCAGGCAAAGUCAGGGAAAACAAUUCCAUGACACAUGGUUCACCUGUAAAAAUUCACCAGAAGGGCUCUGAACUUGGCAAAGUCAGGGAAAACAAUUCCAUGACACAUGGUUCACCUGUAAAAAUUCACCAGAAGGGCUCUGAACUUGGCAAAGUCAGGGAAAACAAUUCCAUGACACAUGGUUCACCUGUAAAAAUUCACCAGAAGGGCUCUGAACUUGGCAAAGUCAGGGAAAACAAUUCCAUGACACAUGAUUCACCUGUAAAAAUUCACCAGGUCUCUGAGGCAGGCAAAGUCAGGGAAAGCAAUUCCAUGACACAUGGUUCACCUGUAAAAAUUCACCAGAAGGGCUCUGAACUUGGCAAAGUCAGGGAAAGCAAUUCCAUGACACAUGAUUCGCCUGUAAAAAUUCACCAGAAGGGCUCUGAACUUGGCAAAGUCAGGGAAAACAGAAAUUCCAAAAUACAUGGUUUACCCAUAAAAAAUCACCAGAGGGGCUCUAGAGGGGGAAAAGCCAGAGACAGCAGCAGUUCUUUGACACAUGCCCCAACUGUAAAAAUUCACCAGAAAGGCUGUGAAGAGGAAAAAGUCGGGGAAAACAGCAACUCCUCAAAACAUGUGACACUUCACCAGAAGAGCUAUGAAGGGGGGAAAGUCAGGGAAUUGAAGCAUGCUUCACAUGUAAAAGUUCACCAGAAGGGCUGUGGAGAAAAAGCCAGGGAAAUCAGUAAUUCCCUGAAACAUGGUUCACAUGUAAAAAUUCACCAGAAGGGCUCUGAAGGUGAGAAAGCCAGAGAAAUCAGUAGUUCCAUAAAACAUGGUUCACAUGUAAAAAUUCACCAGAAGGGCCCUGAAAGCAGGAAAGCCAGAGAAAUCAACAGUUCCAUGAAACGUGGUCCAUACAUAAAAAUUCACCACAAGGGCUCUCAAGGGGCAGGAAACAGGAAAAAGAAUAGUGGGAAAGCCAUCGGCCGACAUACUCAGCAGAUUACUUUUAUAAGAAUUCACAAGGGCAGCCCAGUUUGCCGAUGCAGUGAAUGUGGUAAAAUAUUCCGGAAUCCAAGAUACUUCUCUGUCCAUAAAAAGAUUCACACGGGAGAGCGACCUUAUGUGUGUCAGGCCUGUGGGAAAGCGUUUGUUCAGAGCUCCUCCCUCACACAGCAUCAGAGAGUUCAUAGUGGAGAAAGACCAUUUGAGUGUUCAGAGUGUGGAAGGACCUUCAAUGACCGAUCAGCAAUCUCUCAGCACUUGAGAACUCAUACUGGGGCUAAGCCCUACCAAUGUCAGCACUGUGGAAAAGCCUUCCGCCAGAGCUCCCACCUCGUCAGGCAUCAGAGAACUCACACUGGAGAGCGACCAUAUGUGUGCAGCAAAUGUGGAAGGGCUUUCACCCAGAGUUCACACCUCAUUGGGCAUCAGAAAACACACGGUGAAACGAAGUUCAAGAAGUAACGCCAAUUAUAGCUUCGUACCUGCAAAGCAUUGCCUUAUCAAUCUUGAGAUCUACUCUGCAGAGGGACUGUUACAGAGAAUCUUUGGGUAAGGACAGUCCCACAACCAAAGGUCAGCUCAGUAGACUACCCAGCAGGCAGUGAGUGAGCAGGAAACUUUCAGGGAGUUAAUAGAUUAACUUAUUAAUUUCAUUACUCAUUAAAAAUAUUAAACCUAAAAAUACUCCUAAGUUUUAAAAGUCGGGUACCAAAAAUUGCACUGAUCAUUACAUCCAGGGUAAAAUAUGUGAAUAGAUAACUAAAAGAAUAUGGACAAAUAAACUAUAUUUCUGUGUAGAACGUGUAUCU